CCUCAUAAUCUCAAUCAAGUCAGUUGUUUCGAGACUAGAGACUAGAAAAAUACAAAUAGCACGCAAAACAAAAUCAUUUCGAAUCUAAAUCAAAAAAAAAAAAAAAAAAAAAAAAAAAUCAAAUCAAAUAAAAUGAAGUCGUCUUUAUGGUUCGCUGUUGCCGUUAUGACGGCCUUGUAUAUCGUAAACGUACAAGCCGAUUGCGAUGAACCGUCCAGCGAUUCGGACGAAGGUGAAGUUAAGCAAUGGUUUAAAAAAGUUGGAUGCUCGAUUAAGAAGGGGGCUGAAGACAUCCAGGAAUCAGCAAAACCGUGGACUGAUAAAAUAGCGAAUUCCGCCAAAGACUUUGGAACAUCGGUAGCACAAAAAUUCGAUGAGGUAAAACAUCGAUUAACUGAUGACAAGCCAUCCAGCGAAUCGACGCGUGUCGUAUUCAAUGAAGAGCCCACCGAAAAAGUGCCGCUGGCCCCAUUACCUUCAGCCGCAACAACAGCUGAAUAAGUGUCCUCCAGGUCAAGUGCUUGAUUAUCGCCAACAAUGUCGAGAUCAUGAUUAAUUCCAUUUUAAUGAUAAGUCGUGAUUUAUUCUUCUCCUUUUUUCUUUUGAAUUUUUGUUUAUUUUAUUUGUGUAAUAUAAUUUUAAUUUUUUUAUUUUUAUUUUUUUUUUCGUGUUAAUAAAAUGUAAUUAAAUUUAUGCUAAUUUUAAAACUCUGGAGCAAAAUCCAUAUGAGUUUAGUUAUUGCGAAAAAAAUUGUCAUUUUUUACAAUAAAAUGCAAAACGCAAUUAAAUUUUUUCAUUUAAACUA
Messenger RNA from Glossina fuscipes, 805 nucleotides. RefSeq lists its product as uncharacterized. The transcript is spliced from 2 exons. Bases 133 to 501 code for a protein of 122 amino acids. Lineage: Eukaryota; Metazoa; Arthropoda; Insecta; Diptera; Glossinidae. The record is from RefSeq and is a predicted model, not a curated record.